Messenger RNA from Mya arenaria, 552 nucleotides. RefSeq names its product short-chain collagen C4-like. The coding region runs from base 1 to 552 and encodes 183 amino acids. The transcript has 2 exons. NCBI's taxonomy places the organism in Eukaryota, Metazoa, Mollusca, Bivalvia, Myida, Myidae. The record is from RefSeq and is a predicted model, not a curated record.
AUGGAAGCUUAUAAAGAGUCAUUGAAAAAGACAACUGUCUCUGUGGAAGAAACGGUUCAGUCGAUUUCAGAAGUAACAAACACAGUGGAAAAGCUACAGAAAGAAAUCCGAUCAUUCAAGUCCGUUGACGUCAAGAGCAGCGGUUUAUAUACAAGAUGGGGUCGGCGGUCGUGCCCUGGAACCACGGAGAUGGUGUACGAAGGGUUUGCUGGCGGGGGAGAUCACAGUCACCAAGGGGCGAGCAGUAAUUACAUUUGUCUGCCGCUGGACCCAAUCUUUGAUGACCGUGGACGUAAAGCGAGGUCCGUUAGCAAGGUUUAUGGUGCUGAGUAUGAAACAAAUUCUGCCACGUUUCACACGGAUUUACAUAACGAGGAUGUUCCAUGUGUCGUCUGCCGCGUUGUUGGAAAAAGCGUUGUCAUGAUCCCAGCGAGGAAUGCCUGUUAUAGCGGGUGGCAUAAAGAGUACGCUGGUUAUUUGAUGUCGACUCAUUCCAGCCAUCCUGGGAACAAGGAGCUCGUUUGCAUGGACGGAAACCCUGAAAAAGCUUAA